Molecule: messenger RNA, 2611 nt
Organism: Cyprinodon tularosa
Lineage: Eukaryota; Metazoa; Chordata; Actinopteri; Cyprinodontiformes; Cyprinodontidae
Gene: nkx1-2a
Product: NK1 transcription factor related 2-like,a
Exons: 2
Coding region: 175-918 (247 amino acids)
Biological process (GO): regulation of transcription by RNA polymerase II; cell differentiation
Cellular component (GO): nucleus
Molecular function (GO): DNA-binding transcription factor activity, RNA polymerase II-specific; RNA polymerase II cis-regulatory region sequence-specific DNA binding
Source: RefSeq, a predicted model, not a curated record
CAGAAGAAAGAGGCAGUGGGGAGAGGAGUCCGCACAUUGAUGGAAGAGCUGCUUCAAACCUCCAUUCAGUUGAAUUUGCUGGAUUAGAACCACGUGCGUCAUUGCGCAGAGCAACCGCUUGUUCUGCUAUUGCAUCUCAAACUGUGAACUGAUGAUGAUACUUUGGAAGCGACAAUGAUGUCUAACCAUAAGAUUUCAUUUUCUAUAGCUGAUAUAUUGGAUCCAAACAAAUUUAACAGCAAAAGAGCAAACGAACUUCCAGUUGCUGAGGAGAAGUUUACUGCGCCGGAUGCAGAGGGAACAAGUUUGGAAUGGGACAGCGAGGCGGCGAGAGAUGAGCACACAGGAGAGGAAACAGGAGAUGAGGACUCCAGCCAUCCAACGACUCUUCGUGAUCCCAUUCUAACAUGUUCCUCCAGCGAGCAUGAGAACUCAGACGGGAAGACAGCAGACACCCCGCAGGACCCAUCGCCCCACAAGCGGCGGCGCGCAGACCACGCGUGCGCCAAACCGCGACGCGCGAGGACAGCCUUCACAUAUGAGCAGCUUGUAGCUCUGGAGAACAAGUUCCGCGCUACCCGGUACCUGUCCGUCUGCGAGAGACUAAACCUGGCCCUGUCCCUGAGUCUGACCGAAACGCAGGUUAAAAUCUGGUUCCAGAACAGGAGGACUAAGUGGAAAAAACAGAAUCCUGGAGCGGAGAGCAGCUUACAGACCGGCUCCAGCUCCCUGGUCAGCGUGAGCCCAAACCCAUCCUCCUGUGGCUCAGGCUCAGGCGCUUUUCACCAAACUUUCUCUAACUUCAGCUCUGGGAGUGUGAUCUUUCACACAGCUGGUGGUGUUCCGCUUUCAACCACUGGGGGGCUUCUGCAUCCUUUUAUGCCAAGUGGAUUCGUCCAACCGACUUACUUUCACUGACUAAACUAUCCAGACUUUCAGCACAUUUUUAAGUUCUCUAGGUAAUUUUAUUGUCAUUCAUUCAGUUAUUCAUUCAUCAAUGUAUUUAUUCGUUCAUUCACUCAAGUUUUUUUAAUUAUUAUUUUAAGUUAAUUUUUGUUACCCAUGGGAUUUUAAAAGCUGUUAAAACAUUUUAGAAGCAAGUUUUGCAAGUAUGAAAUGAUCCUUUGCAUAGCUUUCCUUUUCAUUUGGUGGUAAUUUUCUAUUUAUUUAAAACCAGGAGAGAAUGCACCCUUGACAGCUAACAAGUCUUUAAAAGGGGAAACACUAGGAGCACAUAGGACUAACAACCAUGCAUGCACUUGUUUACAUGUAGGCUCCAUGCAGAAAGACCCCUGACCAGAUUUUGAAUACAUUAACUUUCUGCUUUAGGGAACCUAUUACAUUUAUUUUAGGCAAGAAAUGCAUGUUCUUACUUAAAAUAUGUCAGUUGGCAACUCACAAGCUGAACUGAAUAUUUCAGAAACAAGAGCAUUUUCGCAUAAAACAAUAUGUCAAAUUAAGGGCCAGGAAAAAAAGAAAAUAUCAAAUGAAAAGCAGUAGUUUUGAGUUUAUAUGUCAGAGAGGAAUUAAUCAAACUGAUCUGAUUUCUAUAGGACAGCUCCAGCAAGCUCAAACAACCCACAUGUGCAGAUCAGUUAAUAGAUGGUCUUUUUCCUGUCAUCCAGGAAUAUAUAAACAUUUACAGUUCAGAAAGUCUCACUAAAAUUGGACCAAAACAGAUAUAUUUUGCUUUGUCUGAUGUUUCUGUAGGGUCAGUAAACAAAGUGCAUGUCUGUUCAUUUCAUGCUGAUGUUGUUCUUUAUUUCAUCAUUAUAUGACAGCCUGUCUAAGGAUGGUUACAGACCACAUCUAAUCCUUUAUCAAUACGGAGUAUUCCUCAUCUUUUGGUUAUUUUCAGCCCAUUUUCAUAAAACAUUAAAUAUCUGCUUAUUUGAACAUAGAAAUUUGAUUUACUGCACUGCCCUCCACAAUCAGCAACUAUCCAUCCUGUGGGAUAGUUGUGAAACAAGAAAUAUAUCUCUGAGAUUCUGCUUCUACUCUAUUCUUCUUUUAGGAAGAACUGCAGUAGUUCUGAAGACAAAAAGAGCAAAUAUUAUGCUUUUUAUCCUUUAUUUUAAGAUGCUUUAAGGUUGGCCAAAAAGCAUUGUGAAAUAUUGUUUCUACACUGAUCGUCUACUAAGUUUGAAAGCUGUAAGUUGUGAACUUUAUAUGUAACGUAUGACAUUGCAGUUGAUGGUUGCUGAUUUGUUUGCCAUGCUCUUUGCUUGGUCUGCUUUGAUUGGCUGCCUACCGGUGUCCAGCAGUCUCUGAUUUUACCUAGCUCAUCAGACACCAUAUUCACUGUAAUUAGAACCAUCAUGACCCACAAUUACUCAUUUGUAAUCAGUCCUUUUCUCACAGUUAAAUGAAGUAAUGUGACAAUUUGUUUUAGAAUGAUUAAGUUAAAUGUAACUCUGCCUGCUAAAAAUGCUUAAUUAUUUGUAUUUUACUGUAGCGUUUUGUCUUCUAUUUAGCAUUUUAAAAAUUAUACACAAUUUUUUUUACAUUUUCAUUGUUUGCUUUUUUCUACUUUGCAUUGCUUUGUUAAAUCGGAAAUCUUAUGUGCCGGUUUGUAAUAUAACUGCAAACUGUAAUUCCAUGUCUGAAAAAA